Molecule: messenger RNA, 291 nt
Organism: Closterium sp. NIES-65
Lineage: Eukaryota; Viridiplantae; Streptophyta; Zygnematophyceae; Desmidiales; Closteriaceae
Source: the annotation of a GenBank genome assembly
AUGACGCUGUGGUCGCUCGUUACUCCUCCCCGGCCACUGCUUCACUUGGCCGCCUUCUACUGCCCUACCUGGGUGUUCGCCCUCCCCUCGGUCUCCUCUGCUGCAGCUGUUGACUACCUUCGUGCUAAGGAGGUGGGAGCUGCGUCUGCCCCUAGUGGGAGGCGCUGCGACGGCAGGGGCAGGGGAGGCAGGGGCGGUGGGGUGGCAGAGGUGGAGGCGGUGGUGGGAGCGGUGGAGGCGAUGGAGGGGGCGGCGGGGCCGGAGGGAGUGGUGGUGGGGGUGGAGGCGUAG